Messenger RNA from Leopardus geoffroyi (Geoffroy's cat), 440 nucleotides. RefSeq names its product small integral membrane protein 15-like. The transcript has a single exon. Lineage: Eukaryota; Metazoa; Chordata; Mammalia; Carnivora; Felidae. The record is from RefSeq and is a predicted model, not a curated record. The coding region runs from base 104 to 319 and encodes 71 amino acids.
GAAGCUGCUUGAGAUUCUCUCUCUCCCUCUCUCCCUGCUCCUCCCCUGCUUGUGUGCAUUCUCUCUCUCAACAUAAAGAAAUAAACUUAAAUAAACAAAAACUAUGAAGAUGGUUGAUAUAAAGACCUGGGCUGAGUAUGUGGUGGAUUGGGCUGCAAAAGACCCGUAUGGCUUCCUUACAACAGUUAUUUUGGCCAUUACACCAUUGUUUCUAGUAAAUGCCAUAGUGUCCUGGAAAUUGGUCAAGAUGAUUGAGGCCAGGGAAAAGGACCAAAAGAAGAAACAAAAAUGUCAAGAAAAUAUUGCAAAAGCUAAAUAACUGAAUAAGCACCUAAGGAAUGAACAGGCUGUACAACCAGAGGUAAAUCGUUUGGAAAAUUAUGCAGUUUUGGAAGGACCCACUAAGUUUUCUUUUCUGUUUUUCAUGACAGUAAUUUGUA